AUGGCUUGCGAAGAACUUGGCGGCACCACAGUAUCAAAACCUACACCUUCGCCGUGUUGGUGCCCCGAGACUUCGAGAACGGUUGCUUUCGAGGACGCCUCUGUGCUCACUAACAUCAUGUCCUUGCCCAUUGCUACCGGGUUGAGUGUUACGUGGGAAGACGUCGAGGCUUAUUCUGCUGAGCAUGCUCUCACUUCCGCUGCGGUCUCUACCCCAUCUACUUCAUCUUACCCAACUUCCACGUCUUCCAAGAGUGCCUCGACAACAUCGGUGUCUUCAACUUCGCCAAGCCCAACCGUAUUUACGCAAAUUUUGACCACCGGUGCUUCCUCGACCACUACGUACCCCUCCUCACCCACGCCAACGGCCGACUCAGCGACAUCAAGCAAUGGUCUGAAUACAGGUGCAAAAAUCGGGAUAGCCUUGGGUUCCGCGUCCGGCGCAAUCUUUUCGUUGCUGCUCAUCUUGCUAGCCUUGAGAUACACGAAACAGAGACAAAAGAGAAAACAGGAAGAACAAUGCAGACCACCUAUGAUGGAUCUGACGCGACCUCGUUCCGACGCCGAGAUCGACCCAGACAUGCGCAGUCCAGCAUGGUCAGGACACAAGUCUGAACUGGCAGCCGACGAGACGACGCACAUAUCACCAGCGCCGAGGUAUCAGGAAAUCAACAACAGAAACAGACAUCAGAGUGUGGAGGUCGAGGGUAGUUCGACGAGACCGCCGCCAGUACAACCAACGCGUGAUGGCGGGUACACCAUGCCUGGUCGCAAUGGAACAUAUUAUGAGAUGGGUGAUUGA
Messenger RNA from Exophiala xenobiotica, 801 nucleotides. RefSeq lists its product as uncharacterized. The coding region runs from base 1 to 801 and encodes 266 amino acids. The transcript has a single exon. The record is from RefSeq and is a predicted model, not a curated record. NCBI's taxonomy places the organism in Eukaryota, Fungi, Ascomycota, Eurotiomycetes, Chaetothyriales, Herpotrichiellaceae.